AUGAAUGAAACGAUUGAUGCAAAUGAGACCAAACGGGAAGAACUUCUCGAAAGACAUCGAUUGGAGAAAAAACAAUUGAAUGAACCGGUCGACAGAUUGACGGAUCAGUUGAGUGCCGUUAAAGUAGACACAAUCGCAAGUGAUUUAUCCCAAGACACGGAAGUGAUAGCAAACGGAAUCAAAUACAAUGAGACGAAGAUAUCGAAGGCUCAGAAGAGAAGGGAUGCAAAGGCUUUGAAAGAGAAACAAAGACAACAACAGAUAAUUGACGACACGAUCGAUGACUCAGAAAACGAACGGCUUAUCGAAGCGGAAAAGUUGAAGAAUAUUCUUGUCUCUCGAGGACUGGUAAUGCAUGACAUCGCCUCCGAUGGCGACUGUAUGUACCGAUCAAUCGUUCAUCAGUUAAGCCUUCAAAACAUUACGACCGAUGUCUCCGAAUUGAGACAAAAGACAUGCGAUUAUAUGAUGGAUAAUAAAAUAGAUUUCAUACCAUUCCUCACGAGUAAUACGACGGGAGAUAUGAUGAGUGACAGUGAAUAUGAGAACUAUUGCAACGAUAUCGCGACCACUAAGUCAUGGGGCGGACAGUUAGAGCUGAGAGCCAUUUGCCAUAUCUUUCGGGUGGCCAUUGAAGUGAUCCAAAGUGUAGGCAAUUCUGUACUUAUCGGACACAACGACUCCAACACUGAUAGACCUCUUAUUUUGUGUUAUCUGCGAUACGCGUAUAGCUUAGGAGAGCAUUACAAUAGUGUCCGCAAUAAAUAA
Messenger RNA from Medioppia subpectinata, 768 nucleotides. Lineage: Eukaryota; Metazoa; Arthropoda; Arachnida; Sarcoptiformes; Oppiidae. The record is from the annotation of a GenBank genome assembly.